Cynara cardunculus var. scolymus (artichoke) is the source of this 1840-nucleotide messenger RNA. RefSeq lists its product as uncharacterized. Bases 100 to 1704 code for a protein of 534 amino acids. Gene Ontology annotation, cellular component: membrane. Lineage: Eukaryota; Viridiplantae; Streptophyta; Magnoliopsida; Asterales; Asteraceae. The transcript has 9 exons. The record is from RefSeq and is a predicted model, not a curated record.
AUAAAUUUCAUACAAGAAUUGAUUUCAAGAAUUUGGGGUUCCUUAGAUUUCAUUUAUGGAGUGAGAUUGUCAUUUGCUAACAUCAACAGUAACUGCAGAAUGAAGAAGAAUCCCUUUUUCUUGUUGUUCUUCAUCGUCUUCAUCACCUCUGUUUCAUCUCUUUCUUCACAUUCACAAGAUCAAUCCAAGUUCAUAUUAGGUGAGGAUAGCUUGGGUCAUUGGAGAAAUGGCAUCUUAAGCUCAUCGGCUGCAGCCGAGGCUCCUGGUCCAGCCAAUGACCCAUCCAGCACACUUGUGCUGGCUGGGUCAAGGACUAGAAGGCUCGACGUUCUUAACCAUUUCAAGCGUUAUAGAGGUGGAUGGGACAUUACCGAUAAACAUUACUGGGCGUCGGUUGGAUUUACAGGCGCUGCUGCAUUCAUUCUUGCAAUAGUGUGGUUUAUCUUCUUUGGAUUAGCCAUGAUCAUCCACCAUUGUUGUGGAUGGAGGAUAGACAUCAAAGGCAAAGAAUCCCGUGGUUCUCAAAGGAUAUGCCUCAUUUUGCUUCUUGUUUUCACAUGUGCUUCAGCGAUCGGCUGCAUACUUCUUUCAGUGGGACAAGAUGAAUUUCAUGGCGAAGCCAUAGAAACGUUAAAUUAUGUUGUAAACCAAUCAGAUUACACCGUACAAACGCUCAUAAAUAUCACGGGAUACUUGUCGCUGGCAAAGUCCGUUAAUGUGGCCCAAGUUUUUCUUCCUUCAGAUGUGAAAGACGAUAUUGACAAGUUGAAUGUUGACUUAGCCAACGUUGCGGGCACAUUGAGGCAGAAAACAGACCAAAAUUCGCAAAAAAUAAGAACCGUCUUUGAUGCUGUGCGAUCAUCGAUGAUUGCUGUUGCAGUAGUGAUGCUUCUAGUUUCGCUUUUAGGCCUUUUUUUAUCUAUACUCGGUCACCAUAACGCAAUCUACAUAUUCAUUAUCGGUGGAUGGUUACUUGUUAUGGUUACGUUCAUUCUAUGUGGAGUUUUCGUGAUUAUUAACAACGCAAUCUCGGACACUUGUAUGGCAAUGGGACAAUGGGUAGAUAACCCACAUGCCGAAACUGCCCUUAGCAACAUCCUUCCAUGUGUCGAUCAAGGAACCACUAAUGAUACGCUGUAUAAGAGCAAAUUAGUCGUUAAUGAUAUCACAAAUAUCAUCAAUGGGUUCAUCGGUACCUUUGCCAACUCAAAUGCACCUCCCGGAGUCAACUCUAAUUACUAUAACCAGUCGGGCCCUCUGAUGCCGUACCUAUGUUAUCCGUACGAUUCUCGGCUGCAAGAUUUGGAAUGUCCUUCACAAGAGGUUUCGAUGGCAAAUGCCUCUGUGGUGUGGCAGAAGUAUACUUGCAGCGUUUCUGAAUCAGGAUUUUGCACGAGCAGCGGAAGAUUGAUACCGGAAAUGUAUCAGCAACUAGUGGGAGCGGUGAACAUAAGCUACGCCCUUCAACACUACGCACCACCGUUGCUGAGCUUUCAAGAUUGCAAUUUUGUACGUGAAACGUUCAGGAUCAUCACUUUGGAUCACUGUCCGGCGUUAGAAGAUCGGCUGCGAAUGGUGAAUGCGGGUUUGGGUCUUGUGUCCGUAGGAGUCAUGCUCAGUCUCGCACUUUGGAUUGUAUAUGCAAAUCGACCUCAAAAGGAGCAGAUGCGAUGGGAAGUGAAGCUUGAAGAUGUUAGAAUUUAAGAUAGUUAUGGUGCCAGAUUCAAGAUGGAGCAAAGCACCAUUCUGGGUUUUGAGCUGCUGCCGUAUAAAUGUAUAUUAAUUACUGGUUAUGUGUCGAUUACACGGAAUAAGAAAAAUGAAGGAAAUUUUGAUUGUU